Glossina fuscipes is the source of this 4143-nucleotide messenger RNA. Its product is annotated as putative histone-lysine N-methyltransferase 1. The transcript is spliced from 5 exons. The annotation marks the transcript as partial. Gene Ontology annotation, biological process: regulation of DNA-templated transcription. Gene Ontology annotation, molecular function: RNA polymerase II cis-regulatory region sequence-specific DNA binding; DNA-binding transcription factor activity, RNA polymerase II-specific. Lineage: Eukaryota; Metazoa; Arthropoda; Insecta; Diptera; Glossinidae. The record is from RefSeq and is a predicted model, not a curated record.
UACGUUUGUAAUGAAAAUAUGAAGAACAAUCUUCUAACGAAUAAGCGAACAAGUUCAAUAUUUUAGGUGCAAAAAUAACAAAAUAUUGGAGCUAAGUCUAACAAUUAUAUUUUGCAUUUACUUCAAUUCUUUAGUUAAACGCGAAAAAUUUGUUAUUUUGAAUUGGAAGGGAUAAUUUUCCUAUUCUAUUUAGCGUUGAAAGGAUAAAAUUUAAAUACCUAUUCGAACAAUUGGAAAUUGUAAAAUAUGGCAACUCGGGAAUAUAAACAAUCGCUCAGCUGUUGUGUAUUAUAAGUAGUUUUUUUCAUUUACCGUGAGAGGAUUCUGUAGGAAAUUCUAGUGAUUUGUUUACUGAAAAUUUAACAAUUCCGCUUAGCUUUUUAAAUUUAUAGAAAUACUUCAAGCAAGGAUUCAAAUACAAUGAACGAUGCAACUUUUAGCAAUUAUGAGAGCUUCUUUGGUACAACUGCUACCCAUCAGGUAAACGAUCUAAACACCCUCAUACAAACUAUGGACUAUGAAAUUCCAUCGUCACUGCAUUAUCUGAGUAAUAUAGCUAGCGUGGAAGUUAAUCACAUACCGACAACAAGUUCGAAUCAAGCACAACAAUCCAAUAUGUUUACCACAUUUCUUACACAUUCGAAUCGACAAGACCAGGAAAACCAUGUAGAAAAGCUUGCGAUUAAUUCAUCAGUUACAACAAAUUCAUCUGGAUCAGCGAAGAAUGUUUUUGGGAAUAUACCAUUUGUUCAAAUACACACAACAGAUAUGCAACCACAACGUACCAAUUUUGGUAAUGUCUUUCGGCGCAAUGUCAACAAACAAGAGGAAAUCAAAUCGGAACCCAUUAAAUCCGAAAAUACCGACUCCAUUACCAAAGAACGUGCUAACGCCACACCCACGCCGCCUACAAGAACAAAUUCUCAAGUACCGAAUGGGAGCAUAGCUACCGAAAUGAUCGAAUCGAUGACAACCGAGAGAAUAGAAAAAAAUAACGAUGACAAUCGCCGUAGCGAGCAGAAACCGCAAUUGUACAAAUGCAAUAAGUGUCCUUUUGUUAGCUUAAGAGAAUCUGAUCGAAAUGAGCACUUAGUACUCAGUCAUUCGGAUGUGAAUCAAACAAAAGUGCAACAAUCAAUCGAUUGUCUCGGUUGCUCAAAUAUAUUUUAUGCCCGAAAAGCAUUAGAAAUACAUUUGCAGUUGGAUCACAUGAUGUCAGAAACAGAUGUCACAAAGUUAAUGGAGAAUUCCCUAAGACCAAUAGCUAAGCACCUUUUAGAUUUAAAUUUAGAUAAUACUCAAUCUUCAAGUCAAAGUCUUAGAAGUCAGCAAGCGCCUCAUGAAACUCAAAGAAAAAGCCGAAUUUAUUUGAAAAAUGUCGAGUGCUUACGAGAACCAAACCGUCAACCGAUAGAACAAAAUCCUAUUUGCGAAAAUAACACGGAGAGGAUUGAUAAUCAAGUGACGAAAAAUGCAAACCCACCAAAGCAAAAAAUUUCUAUUAAAAGUGUGGAUGUAUUAAGAGAGCCUGCCCUAUUAAGACGGGACUACGAAAUGCAAAAUGGAUUUAAUAACUUUGCCACCACUAACAGCGACAAUCAAAUUGAUUUAAACGUAGCAUCUCAAUUCAAUUAUGAUCAGCCCACAGAACCUAUCGAAAAUGAUUGCAAAGCUGUUGGUGAGAGCAGUAAUGAGAAUUUAGACCACGUCGGCGGUGGUGAAGAGCCUAUGCAAAAAUCUAGAAAACCCAAAAUUUAUGUAAAAAGUGUAGAAAGCUUUAACCUAAUGCCGUCCUCAUCACUGCCGCCUAUAAGUACUUCGAAUUAUCUUAACGAAAAUCACACUUUAGCUGGAAAUAGUCAAAUCUAUGACUCAAAUUUAGUGCAUUUACCGUUUUUGUAUGAUAACAACAGUGUCAAUAACAAUCUAAAUAAUGGCAGCAAUAGUUUCUUAAAUAAUCAGAACGAUUCUGAUAACUUCCAGUUUUUAAAUAAUACAAGUCACAACGGCAAUAAAAAUAAUAACAAUAAUUACUUGCUGGAUAAUACAUUAUUUAGCUCAAACACUUUAGACUGUGCCUUAAAUACUGCGCCCGUGGAUAAUUUGCCGCUAAUCACCGAACCUACGCCACCACCAAAUAGUUCACAUGCAACUGAAUUGGAUUUUGAUCUGAAGAAGACAUCGUCAUAUUCCGGCUUAGUCCAAGAGCAGAGGGGUACAUUGCAUCUACGCACAGUUGAUGAGUUGAAUUUAAUGAAUAAAAAUGAAGUACAAAAUUUAAUUGCUCCAAAUUUAGAUAAUAAUCAUUCUAUCGGUUUUAUUGAUAAAAGCUCGUCAAUUAAUUUGGAUGCUAUCAACAUGUUGGGGGAUAACUUUUAUCCGGAUGAAAGUUUUAAAUUCCAUGACUUAGACACACAAAUGGUGAAUGAAUGGUCGGAUAACUAUGAGGAACUCGCCGAGGAUAUAAACUGUAUUAUAGCCGAGGCGCCCUGCAAUCUGGUAACAGACAAUUUGUCCCCCAAUACAAAAAAUACCCAAAAGGUUUCCAACGCAAAUAUUGAUAUUGAUACGCCUCAAGUUACGUUAAUAUCUAUAAGAGAUAUUGAAGAGUUAACUGGAGGAACAUUAAUACAAAACACUUCCAAUAUGGAAGAAUCAAGCGGCCAACAAGUUACAUUUACUGAUCAGUUGCCUAUUACUGAGGACACUGAGGUUCCGCCAGAGAAUGUUCAUGUUAACAAUGGCAAUUUUUCAUUGCAAAUAGAGAUACCACAACAAGUCGACAGAAAUGAUAGCAAUCUUAAACGAGAAUUAAACAAUUGUACUCCUGAUGAAGUUCCUGGAAAAACUAAAUCACCUGCUGAUGGGACAACCAAAUCAACUCUGAUUAAUUUAACCGCCACGCUACCGCCCUUAAGCGAUGUUCCACCUUUAGCACCUGUAUCAAAUACAGUUGUCAGAAUGGAUCCCAUACAAAGCCAUAGCAAAACUCAGAGGAGCAACACUUGCAAUGAUAUACGUUUACCACCUUUAGUACCAGUAUCGCCUUUGAUUAAAUUGAAUGCUACUGCAGGUCUGAACCCUUGCGGUAAUGCAAAUAAAGCACCUUCGGAAAAAGGUCGUAUUUAUGUUGCCAAUAAUUUAAUGGAACAACCAAAACAAUCGGUUGUGGUCGUAUCAACUACUUCCGGUACUUCCGUGCGCGGGAGGCCGUUUGGUUCGAAUCGUACAGGCAUCACAAAAUUGAGCCAAGAUAGCAUCCAAGCGGCUGAAUCAUUUCUAAAAUGCUCGCUUAAAGGUUGUGCAUUUCGUUUUAAAAAAUCAGAAACAUUGGACUACCACAGGAAAUGCCAUGAUGAAAAUUCCAAAAGUCCCCAAGCAGCUUUUUGUCCCGAAUGUAAGUCGCAUGACUUUAAUAACUGGAAUACAUUGCAUACCCAUCUUUGGCGUAAUCACAUGAUUGAUAUGGAAUUGUAUAGUUGUGAAUUAUGCAAUUUUAAAACUCCUGUCUACUCCCGUCUAAUUAAUACACAUGCCAAAAUUCAUUUUGAUGAUCGAAAUUAUAAGUGUGAUCAGUGCGAGAAGGCUUUCAAAAAUUCCAAACAAUUAAAAAAUCACAGAAGAUGGCAUCGUACACGUACUAAUAAUCGCGAUGCAAAUACGUUGAAGGAGCUGACAGCUAUGCAUCGUUGUGCGCAUUGUGGGGCGUUAUUUUCUCAAUUAAAAUCCCUUCGCGGACAUUUCUGCAAAAACAGAGAAACCUCCUUACAGUGUGAUAUGUGUCAAAAAUCUGUAAGCUCUAGGGCUUCAUUAAAAUUGCAUAUGUUAACGCAUUGCGAUUCAGAUAAGCGUUAUAAAUGUCAGACUUGUGAUUACUCAACAAACGAUCAUAACGCGUAUAGGCGACAUAAAAUGAGCCAUGAGCAAAAAAAAAUGUACCAAUGCCCUUAUUGCGAUUAUACAUCGGUUCAAAGUGUGCCGUAUCAGAAACAUAUGCAUCAAAGACAUCCUAAUCAGGUUGAUUCGGUGAUACAUAAAUGCUCUCAAUGUCUGUUUUCCACCGUUAAUCGGGCACUCUUGACUGUACAUCAAGCGAAACAUGAAGUGUCCAAUAGUCAACAUAAAAAUGAUGAUAAUUCCGUA